AUAUAUAUAUAUAACAGCGCUGUAGCCGCAUGCAUUUACCCAAAUCCCACGACGUAGACAGAGGCUACCGACAACCCGAAGGGAACGAUAUUCAUGACGAUGACGCCCUUGUCACUGUCAUUUUCGAGUCUGUUAAAGAAUAAGGAUUCUCUGCAGAAGUUUUUCAAUUGCUACAAUGCCUUCCACGCGCAGCACGACCUACCACGGUACUUCGGAAACCGAACGCCGUGGAAGAAGGCUCGGUUAUGGGAGCGAAAUUUCAGUACGGUGUCCCGCAGUAGGUUCGUCGGGUUGGCGGAACAAGCCUGUACCAAAAACUAUGCGAAGGAAGCUACUAUGUGUACCACUUCUGCAAGUGGCCAAGACAUGACCAACUGGUUGUGGUCUAUUUACAACGAAACCAAAAAACAGACCGAAGCCCUGAUCCCUGUGAUAUCUAAGAACAGUGUGAACCCCGACACCAUCUUUGCCAACAACGAGAUGAGUCUGGGUGACAUCGAGAUCUAUGGGUUUGACUAUGACUACACUCUGGCCUUCUACUCCAGACACCUCCACACCCUUAUCUUUAACAUCGCCAGGGACAUCCUCAUCCAGGAGCACAGGUACCCAGAGGGCUUGCGAGAGUACGAGUACAUACCUAACUUUGUUGUCAGAGGACUGCACUAUGAUGUCCAAAAGGCUUUACUGAUGAAGAUCGAUGCCUUUCACUACAUACAGCUGGGAACCGUAUACAGGGGUCUUCACCCGGUACCAGACAAGGAGGUGAUUGCCAUGUAUAAUGGCUGCCAUGUCCCUCUGGAGAAUAUGAGUGACUUCUAUGGCAAGAGUUCCCAUGGCCACACAAUGAAACAAUUCAUGGACAUCUUUUCCCUCCCAGAGAUGAACCUUCUGUGCUCUGUUAACGACUACUUCAUGAAGCACAAUAUCGACUACGAGCCCGUCCACCUCUACAAAGACGUCAAGGAAGCGAUAGGAGAUGUUCAUGUCAAGGGUAUUAUGUAUCGGGCUGUGGAGGCAGAUAUCGAGAACUAUAUUUCCUAUGGAGAACAGACUCAUGCUGUGUUGAAGAAGCUUUAUGAGGAUGGGAAGAAGAUGUUCCUCAUCACUAACAGCCCCUUUGACUUUGUGGAUCGGGGAAUGAACUACAUCGUGGGGAAGGACUGGAGAGAUCUGUUUGACAUUGUCAUCGUACAGGCCGACAAACCUGGCUUCUUCAACGACAGGAGAAAGCCCUUCAGGCGAGUGACAGAUAAAGGGGUGCUGCAUUGGGACAGGAUUCACAAGCUGGAGAAGGGGAAGAUCUAUAAACAGGGAAACCUCUAUGAGUUCCUGAGAUUGACUGGCUGGAGGGGGUCCAAGGUGUUGUACUUUGGAGAUCACAUCUACAGUGACCUGGCUGACCUGACCCUGAAGCACGGCUGGAGGACUGGCGCCAUCAUCCCUGAGCUGAGGAAAGAGAUCAAGAUCAUGAACACUGAGGAAUGUGUUCACCUGAUGACCUGGUUACAGGGUCUGACUGGGCUGAUAGAACACAUGCAGGUCCACAGAGAUCCAGCUUCUCAAGCUGUCGUCCAGGAGUGGAUUGAAGAGAGAGAAGCCAUGAGAUCGCAGACAAAGGACAUCUUCAACGGCCAGUUUGGGAGUCUCUUCCGGACGUACCACAACCCCACCUACUUCUCCCGUCGCCUGUCUCGUUUCGCAGACAUCUACAUGGCGUCCCUCAGCUGUCUGCUCAACUAUGACUUCCAUCACACCUUCUUCCCCCGUCGUACGCCCCUGCAACACGAGUCACCCUUCUGGCCCGAGCAGACCAGCGCCGGGGCCCUGAAGAUGCCCUUCAUACCCCCACAGAACCACAACUGAAGAGUAGAAAGGGGGGGGGGGUUCAGUGUGACACCCCGCCUGGGCUUGACUCAGACUAGAGAGGCUAGGGUGACGGGUUUCACUGCGACACUCCGUCCAAGACCUGAUCUGACUAGAGAAGGGGGAGGGGGAAGGGGUUCAUUGUGACACUCUGUCUUGACCUGCUCUGACUAGAGAAGGGGGAGGGGGAAGGGGUUCAUUGUGACACUCUGUCUUGACCUGCUCUGACUAGAGAAGGGGGAGGGGGAAGGGGUUCAUUGUGACACUCUGUCUUGACCUGCUCUGACUAGAGAAGGGGGAGGGGGAAGGGGUUCAUUGUGACACUCUGUCUUGACCUGCUCUGACUAGAGAAGGGGGAGGGGGAAGGGGUUCAUUGUGACACUCUGUCUUGACCUGCUCUGGACACAGAUCUCUCAAAUACCUGUUUCACUCUAUCAUGCUGACCUGAAACAUACUGUCAUUCCCAGUACAGUUCCUUCAACUAUAGUAUAUAUGUAAACAAGGCAGCUGAAUAGGGUGUAAAGGGUAGAAGAUGGCGUACGGGACUCUGCUGACUUGGAUUUACUGUCUCUAUUUUCCACUGAUUUCAUCUCAUGUUGACCUUACGCUGUCAGUAACUUCAAUAAUGACUGCUUUUAUAAUCUCACUAUUAUAUGUGUAGUUUGAAUUAAAAACAGUAAGUGGUGAACUCUUAAAUAUUUCUGCAAUGUUUCUGUUUUAGGUUGAAAACUAGCGGUACGUUUGCUUAGUACGCUAUACCAAACACGACACAAUACGUUUGCUUAGUACGCUAUACCAAACACGACACAAUACGUUUGCUUAGUACGCUAUACCAAACACGACACAAUACGUUUGCUUGAAUGUUCUUGACACACAUACAGUAUGGAACCAAAUAACGAUUUACUCAGAUCUGCAAAAUUUCAUCCAAACAAUAUACAGUUGAAGUCAGAAGUUUACAUACACCUCAGCCAAAUACAUUUAAACUCAGUUUUUCACAAUUCCUGACAUUUAAUCCUCGUACAAAAUUCCCUGUCUUAGGUCAGUUAGGAUCACCACUUUAUUUUAAGAAUGUGAAAUGUCAGAAUAAUAGAGAGAAUGAUUUAUUUCAGCUUUUAUUUCUUUCAUCACAUUCCCAGUCGGUCAGACGUUUACAUACACUCAAUUAGUAUUUGGUAGAAUUGCCUUUAAAUUGUUUAACUUGGGUCAAAUGUUUCGAGUAGCCUUCCACAAGCUUCCCACAAUAAGUUGGGUGAAUUUUGGCCCGUCCCUCCCUCCGAGCUGGUAUAACUGAGUCAGGUUUGUAGGCCUCCUUGCUCGCACAUAAUUUUUUCAGUUCUGCCCACAAAUGUUCUAUGGUAUUGAGGUCAGGGCUUUGUGAUGGCUACUCCAAUAUCUUGACUUUGUUGUCCUUAAGCCAUUUUUCCACAACUUUGGAAGUAUGCUUGUGGUCAUUGUCCAUUUGGAAGACCCAUUUACGACCAAGCUUUUACACUCCUUGACUGAUGUCUUGAGAUGUUGCUUCAAUAUAUCCACAUAAUUUUCCUCUCUCAUGAUGCCAUCUAUUUUGUGAAGUGCACCAGUCCCUCCUGCAGCAAAGCAGCCCCACAACAUGAUGCUGCCACCCCCGUGCUUCACGGUUGGGAUGGUGUUCUUCGGCUUGCAAGCCGCCCCCUUUUUCCUCCCAACAUAACGAUGGUCAUUAUGGCCAAACAGUUCUAUUGUUGUUUCAUCAGACCAGAGGACUUUUCUCCAAAAAGUACGAUCUUUGUCCCCAUGUGCAGUUGCAAACCGUAGUCUGGCUUUUUUUAUGGUGGUUUUUGAGCAGUGGCCUCUUCUUUGCUGAGCGGCCUUUCAGGUUAUGUCGAUAUAGGACUCGUUUUACUGUGGAUAGAUACUUUUCUACCUGUUUCCUCCAGCAUCUUCACAAGGUCCUUUGCUGUUGUUCUGGGAUUGAUUUGCACUUUUCGCACCAAAGUACGUUCAUCUCUAGGAGACAGAACAUGUCUCCUUCCUGAGUGGUAUGACGGCUGUGUGGUCCCAUGGUGUUUAUACUUGCGUGCUAUUGUUUGUACAGAUGAACGUGGCACCUUCAGGCAUUUGGAAAUUGCUCCCAAGGAUGAACCAGACUUGUGGAGGUCUACAAUUUCUUUUCUGGGGUCUUGGCUGAUUUCUUUUGAUUUUCCCAUGAUGUCAAGCAGAGGCACUGAGUUUGAAGGUAGACCUUGAAAUACAUCCACAGGUACACCUCCAAUUGACUAAAUGAUGUCAAUUAGCCUAUCAGAAGCUUCUAAAGCCUUGACAUAAUUUUCUGGAAUUUUCCAAGCUGUUUAAAGGCACAGUCAACUUAGUGUAUGUAAACUUCUGACCCACUGGAAUUGUGAUAGUGAAUUAUAAGUGAAAUAAUCUGUCUGUAAACAAUUGUUGGAAAAAUUACUUGUGUCAUGCACUGACUUGCCAAAACAAUAGUUUGUUAACAAGAAAUUUGUGGAGUGGUUGAAAAACAAUUUUUAAUGACUCCAACCUAAGUGUAUGUAAACUUCCAACUUCAACUGUGCAUGAUGGGAUGUUAAUUGAUUCAUUAACUCUGGAACCACAUCUGUGUGGUAGCACCUGCUUUCAAUAUACUUUGUAUCCCUCCAUUUCCUCCUAUGUUUCCAUGGUUUCGGAAGUUACAUGUUUGUGUAAACAAAGGAACAGUUGGUUAUAAGGGACUUUUAACCAAUGGUGGUCUUAGAACCAAUCACAACAGAGAAAGACAAGAUAUAAACAAACUAGUUGAAUAUCUUGACAUUUUGACAUGUUCAAGACACACUCUGAAAUGCCUUAAGCUUUUGAACACUAUAACUGCACUGUAGAUAUAUCUGUCAUGCUUUAGAACAGGCUCUAUUUACCCUGGUAAUAAGGUAGAUACCCUAAAAUCAUACUUUGCACAAAGGCUUUAUCGUUAUUAAUAGUCCUUAGUAGUUAAGGUACUAACCACAUUGAUAGACACAACUGAUAGGAACAGUCAGUUUACAACAGAAUGUUCCUAUUUUUUUAUAGAAAAGAGGUCAUAUUCUGUAUUUCAUGGACAAAUGUCUGUAUCAUUGUGGCCAGUAAUUUCUAUGCUGUAUUUGAGUUGCUUGGCUAUAUUUUUUGUUGUUUGCUUUCAUAAACAUUCUUCUUUAAAAAAAAAAAAAAACGUGCUUUUAAUCUAUAUCUAGAUAUAACAUUGUGUUGAAAUCAUUGACUUUGCACUGAAAUGUUCAGAAAAUAGUUGUAUUAGUUUUGUGGGGGAAACUAACAAUAAAAUAACUUCCGUUUCUUGUCAUGAUACGGUCAGAAUGUUUGAGAAAUCUAUUCUAUUAUCUCUAUAUUCUAAUUCUAUUAUCUCUCUUUUGAGAUAGAUUGUUCAUGGUUGAAAAAGCGAAAAAGUGGUCUUGCUGGGAAAAACUCACAUUGAGAGAACUUUUAUCCAAUGCUUGUAUAUUUUACAUAAAUAUCCAUCUUGUAAUUUAUAUUUUUCUUUCUUUGUGAGUGUGUUUUUGAUUUGAUUAUGAAUUAAAGAUGGCAAUGUCCUAA
Messenger RNA from Salvelinus fontinalis (brook trout), 5424 nucleotides. Its product is annotated as 5'-nucleotidase domain-containing protein 3-like. The transcript has 13 exons. The record is from RefSeq and is a predicted model, not a curated record. Lineage: Eukaryota; Metazoa; Chordata; Actinopteri; Salmoniformes; Salmonidae. Gene Ontology annotation, molecular function: 5'-nucleotidase activity. Bases 94 to 1863 code for a protein of 589 amino acids.